CAACUGGGCAUUUGAUACUAUCGCUAUUAAGAGAAGAUUUUCAAAAGCUUGGCUUAGAAGGCACAGUUUCCUUCUUUGAUCGUAAAGUGCAUACACGUUAUGGUAAGUCCUAAGGAGAAAAAUAUUAAAGAAAAUCAAAAUGCCGAAAAAGCAGCAAGUGCCUAUGCUAGUGGAUCUAGCAUUAUGCUCCGUUGGAGAAUUUGUGACUACUUUUGGUAGAUACAUGACAAAACUUAUUUGCAUGACUUCCAAAACUAAUCCAGAAUAUGGGCAUACUAAGUUACAUUCAAUGUUAGAAUUCAUGAAACAUUUAUUGAACUCAUGUAUACCUCGACACUUAUAUGAUAAAAUGUCCAUUGCAGUGUUAACUGCCAUUGUCAAUUUAGUUAAAGAAACUAGAGGUACUUAUAAUGAUUUUGCAUUAACUACAGCCUUUUUAUCAGAAAUGACAGUUGCUCUUCGAUUAACAGAAGUGGCUGUAGGUCCACAUUUAAAAGCAAUUGAAUUUUCUAUUUGGCCUAAAAUUAUGCGACACGUACUUUACAAUAAGUUGUAUGAUAUGGUUGGGCUUGAGAUUCUGGAUUUAGGUUCAGGGUCAGCUGGUUGGAGAACAUCAGAUAUCGAGAAAAUUAUUGCCAAUGGAGUAUCUGCAAUGCCAAAUUUAGUAUGUUUUAUUUUAUGCUUUGAUUGUACAGAUAAUAUUAUAUUGGCCUUAGCUAGAAAUUGUAAAAAGCUGCAAAAACUAGAUGUAACUGCAUCUAGAUCUGUAACAGAACGCAGUGUUGGUCCUUUACUUUCAUGUAAACAUUUAAGACACAUUAAACUAUGUAGGACCUCUAUGACUAUAUCUGGUUAUGCAAAUCUCUUUUUAGAACAUUUAAAGAUAGAAGAUAUCGGUAGAUGCGAUGAAUUUGGGUAUGUUUUAGAACAUAUUCAUCAGAAAGAUAUCGGCGUUAAAAGUUCUUUUCAUAUCAGAACAUUUGAGAGUCGAAAUUUUAGUAUGGAACAUUUAUAUCUUUUAAUUGAUAUGUGUCCAUAUAUUACAAGUCUUUGUUUACUACGUGAUGAAAGAAUUGGUGAUUUGACAAUUCUAGCUACUCUUGAUUAUUUAAAAGAAUUAAAGCUCUUAUCUUGUGAUUUUUAUACCCAUGGAAUAAAGACACUGUUGGAAAUCAAAGGUUGUGCAAUUAUAAGUCUGCACUUGGAGCAUGUAGAAGAAAUUGACUUGAAUGCACUUAUAUUGAUAAGUCAAUACUGUCCAGACAUAAGGGACCUAGUUUUUUAUAAUUGCGAAUUCUUAGAACAUGCAGCACUUCAUCCACGAAAGCUUGCAGUUCGACCAUUCCAAUGUUUAGAAAGAAUCAAAUGUGUAGCUGAAUGCGCAAACAUGCACCUAGAAUUUUUGCUUUCUCAUUGUAUAAAUAUUAAAUUCAUACAACUGGGUUCAUCAACUGGAAUUGGAGAUGACACAAUGAGAAGAAUACUUUUGCAAAAUCCAAUGAGCAAGUUAGAAGAGCUAAAAAUAUUAUAUAGUCAUGAUUUAUCAAUGAAAACUGUGCAAUUAUUAAUGCAGAAUUGCGAUAACUUACGACGUCUAUCGGAAUUAGAAAGUUGGCAAGGAAUAUCACCUACAGAAUUAAAUAUUUUCAGAGAAGACUUAAAAACCACUAAUACAAAUUUGGAUAUAAGUCCAAGCUUAUUUUUUGCAUGAGUUAAAUAUUGAAGAUGAUAAUGUAAUUGUGAAUAAUUUAAGAGGAUAUAUUUUUUACAUCAUUAAAUGAAACAGUGUUAUACAUAAAAUAGAAUAAAAACAAUAAAGUGAUUGUAUGCAUAUUCAUAGAAUAAUUGAUUAAAUGACAAACAAAAAAAAUCAAUAAAAAAAAGUAUUUGUAUCUUUCCUUAGUGUACAUUAGAAAAUAGUUAUGCUAGACAAUUUAUUUAAAAUUCAAGUUUUAAACGAUUUACUAAUGUAUAUCAUAUUGUAAAUUCAUGAAUAAGGUUGCACGUCUUUUUAAUGUUCGCAUUAGUAACUUUACACUUUGUCAUUUCUACUUUUCGUUUUUUUUUUUACCGGUAACAUGAAUCAAAAGUCGUGACUAUUGAUUUAAAUUCUGAAAGCUUUACACCUGGCAAGAAGAAUUACGAGCAUA
Molecule: messenger RNA, 2150 nt
Organism: Hylaeus volcanicus
Lineage: Eukaryota; Metazoa; Arthropoda; Insecta; Hymenoptera; Colletidae
Exons: 1
Coding region: 140-1711 (523 amino acids)
Biological process (GO): SCF-dependent proteasomal ubiquitin-dependent protein catabolic process
Cellular component (GO): SCF ubiquitin ligase complex
Source: RefSeq, a predicted model, not a curated record